GCCAUUCUUGAGUCUUCGCAUUUCAAGCAAGCUUUAAGCGCAAGUUGAAGCUUUGCGCCUUUGACAGCCGCUGGGAAAGCUCAAUGCGCAUCCUCUUACGGGCCGAUAGAGGCCAUAUAUUUACAGAGUAAUAGAUCAGGAAGUAAGACAUCUACAAAGAUUAACAAAACAUCGCAGCUGUGCUGCACGCCCACUGCCUUUUUCCUGAGCUGCGCGCCGACUGAGCGCACGCAACUCCGUCUCGGAGACGCGGCGGGAUGGACAAUGGAGUAGGCAUGACUGUGGCCUACAGUAGCGCUGCCUAGCCGCGCUUUGGCGCGAAGUUGACCAGCGAGGGAAAUGGAGAACCCGCCUGGACGCCAGGCUUCUGGCGCGGAUACGGCCCUUUCGAAUGCUGUCACGAGUGUUACGGUAUCACAGCAGGAGUCAGAGGGCCAGGCGUCGGAGCCGGCAGGCAGCACCGGCGAGCCAGCCAGCCCACGCGCGGCACGUAGCCAAGUUUCAACAGCGGUAUCAUUUGAAGGCGCGCGCGCGGCGGGCUCAACUGUGCAACCGGAGCGGAGCGUGGAUGAGGAUAGCGCCCUGUCGGCAGCGGAGCCCGAUGGUCCGGUUGGGUCAAACCGGCUGCAGCAGGGCCCGCGGCCUGCGAACAGCCUCAUCUCCGCCGUGCGCAACACCGCAGCCACCAACAACAGCGGCGGCGGCCGGCACGGCCAGGCGCUGGCGCAGGCUGGGCAGUCGCCGCAGCCGGGGCAAUUGCAACAGGCGCCGGGGCAGCACCCGCUGCCGCUGCUACAACAUCAGUCACAACAGCAGGCCCUGCAGCACCAGCAGCACCAGCAGCAGCUGAUGCUGCUUGGCAUGGGCGGCGGGGGUGCGGGGCCGUCGGCGGCCCUGGGCAACGCAGCCCUGCAUGCGCGAGGCGUGGCGGUCGGAGCCGACCAGUAUGCGUCCUCCCCGGAGGUCCAGAGGCGGCCCCACAGCAUCACUUCCCACGCGGCCGACACCCGCGGAGAUGGCCACGGGCACGCGGGGGGUCGGGGAGGCGGCGCGGCGGGCGGUGCGGCGCAGGCACCGGGGCACACGCCCCGCCAGCACCCUGCCAGGUCCAUUGUGCGUGGGACAACGCCCGCGUCUGUGCACGGGCAGCUUCAGGCGCCGGGCGGGCGCGGCGGGGCUUCCAUAGGACAGAAGACGCACCAGCACAGCUUGCAGUGGGCUGCUGGCACGCUGGGCGGGGGCCUGCCUGCCGCUGACGCCAUGGACCCCACGGCGGCUGCAGCGGCAGCAGCGCUGCUCGGGAACGGACUGGCGCCUCAUUUCAGCUUGGCGGCUCUGGGGCAGCUUCAAGGUCUGCAAGCGGCGGUGAGCCUGCAGCAGCAAGGCGCAGCAGCGGCAGCUGCAGCUGCUGCCGCGGCGGCAGCAGCGGUACUGGACGCAGGGGCGACGCUGGGACAGCAGGCGGGGUUGCCCGGCGGCAGCAUGCCACCUCGGGGCCUCCUGCCGCCACCGCAGUUUGCGCACCCGGCGGCUGUGCAGCAUUUGUCACAAGCCCUGGCACAGCAGCAGCAGCACGCUCACCAAAACGCGCAGCAGCAGCAGCAUGACCCGGAAAACGGGCGGCAGCCGCCCACGGCUGCUGUCUCCGCGACGGGCGGCAGCACUGGACCUGAGUGCAACCACAGGUCUGCCGCCGCGGCAAGCGGCAUCAGCCGCGGCGGCGGCGCGGGGCCGUCGGCUGGUCCCAACCGACAAAUGCCGGACCUCCCCAAUGACUGGCGACGGCUCCCGGCUGCAGCUCCUGGGUUAGGCCGGCCCGGGGCGUUUGACCUCCCGGCGGCUAUGCUUGCCAGCCACGGUUUCGGCGGUGCGGCAGGAAACACCGCAGCCCAGUCGCUGAGCCUGCAGGGCAUCCAGGGCUUGCAUGGGUUGCUGAUGGGGGCGUCGAUGACGGCCGCGGCAGCUGCCGCCGCAGCAGGCAUUGCGGACAGUGCUGCGGCAGGUGGAGGGGGCGGUCCGCAAGGUGGUUCGGCUGGGGCCCUGCAGGCGCUGGCGCAGCUCGAGCCCGGGCUUGAGGCGGCGCUACUGCCCAACGCCCAAGCUCACGUCCACGCGCAUGCGCACCUGCAGCUGCAGCUGAUGCAGCAGCACUCCUCCACGCACGCCGAAGGCGGCGCCGAGGUGGCAGGGACGUCAGCGCCGCCGCAAGGUCAUGGGAAUGGGAACGCGGCCGCGCCCGGACAGCAGCAGCAGCAACAACACGUCGUGCAGCGGCUGCAGGGGGAGGACCCAGCCGGCUCCAACGCCGCGCUGGCGGGCGCCGGCCAUCAGCCGGCGUCUGUCUGCGGCAACUUCGACCACGGCGGCGCAGCAGGCGACGCGGGUGCUGCCGGGGCAGCGGGGUGGGCAGCCGGCAGCCCCAACCACGCGGCCGCGGCGGGGCCGGGGGUGCCCGGGCAGAACGGCGCGGGGCCGUCGCACGCGCAGCAGCUGCACAUGUUCCUCCCAGGGCUGCUGCCGAUCGAGCUUAUGAACGCGCAGAUGGCGCUGACGCAGGCCGCCGUGGCAGCGGUGGUCGGCGGCCUGCCUGCUGCGGCGCAGGUGCCGGGGCACGCUCCCCAGCCCAUGGCCGUUGACGGCCCUGCCGCUAGCCCCGGGCGGCACACGGGUGGCCUGCAAGCAGACCGUGAGGCGCAUGGGAAUUGCGCGGGCGCCGCGCCAGCUGCAUCGGCGCACGCCUCACAGGAGGCGCAGCAGCACGUGUCGCCGCCCCAGCCCCAGCAGUCAGAGCAUGAGUCCGCGCACCCGCUGGGAGCCGCCGUGUCCGUCGGCCCGGGCGGCGCCGGCCGGAAACUGCACUACCACCCCACUGCCGCCGCCGUGUCUGUCGCGCAAGGUGGCAACGGAUGCGGGGCUGCAGCAGGCGGCGGCGGAGCCGAUGCUGCCGUCAGCUCGGGUGGAGCCGCAGGCGAUGCACCGCAGGCGUCGAAGCUGGCCGGCGGGAGCAGGGGCGCGGCAGACGCUGGCGUGGCAUCCGGCAGGGGCGGAAGUGCCGCCGGCGGAGAGGCCAUGGAGGUGGACGGGGCACCGGCAGGGACGCAGCAUAGCGCCGGCAGCAACCACGCGCGCAGCGGAGCUGCUGCUGGUGCGGCAAGAGCUGAUGUGGCUGAUGAGGGCAGCCCGGCGGCACGUGUGCACGCGGGCAUGGCGGCCGCACCCGCGGCAUCCGCGGCCGACACGCCCACGGGCUCCGUUGCGCCAGUGAACGGGCCGGAUGACGGAGGUGGUGGAGGCGGAGGCGGGCAUGGCGGCAAUGGCGGAGGCCCGGGCGGCGGUGGCGGCGAUGCUGGCCAUCACCACCACCACCACCACCACCACCACCACGCGCCGCACCACCAUCACCACCACCACGGCAACGCCUCGGGUGGUCCUGGCGGCGUGCUAGCAGGAGCAAACGGCGCUGCGGGCGCCUUAGCAGGCGCGGCUGGCGGCGCAGCAGGCGGUGUUGGCAACGUGGCGCAGAACGGCGGCGGCGGCGCCAACACGCACCACGGCCACAGCAACUAUGGGGCCGGGCCAUCCAUGACGCACACUGCCGACUACCGCUCGCAUCUGCAGGUCGCGCUGAGCCUGCUGCUGCAGGCGACCUCAGCAGCCUACAACAGCCAGCGCCAGAGCGGCAUCGCAGGAGCAAAUGAAGGCUCCGGCAUUUUCGCCGCGGCCGGCGGCGGCCAGCAGGCCUCAGCGAGCAACGCGGGAGGCGGCGCCGGCGGUCCAGCAUUGAGCGAUGGCGGCGUGGGCAGUGCCGGCGGUGCUGCUGGGGUGGGCCUGAGCGGCGCUGCGGGGGCGGCGGCCGGCGCAGGGGCGGCUGGUGACGGCGGCGCCGGUGCGGCCGGUGUGGCAAGCAGCGCUGGCGGCAGCGGCGCAGGCCCUGGGCUGCUGUUUGCGGGGGCAGGCCACGGCGCGGUCGCGGGGGACGCCGGCGGCGCUUCGAGCACGGGAGCUCCUGUGGGCAGCACAGGUGGGCACCAGGUGCAGGCCGUGGCUACCAUGAGCGCAGCGGCGGCGGCGGCCGCUGCGGCCGCGGCAGCGGCGCAGUCCAUGCGGGGCGGGGCGGCAGGGGCGGCGGCUGCGGUGACGGCUGAGCCCAUGGAUACGGAGGGCCAGGUGGUGGAGCAGGCGCUGCCGGGGCCUGGAAGGCCCAACCGCGACCGCAUGGAGGUCAGCCCGGAGGCGCCGCAGCUGUCGCGACAGGGCGCCGCCACCAGCGCUGCAGCCGGGCCCGGCGCCGCCGGCCAGGGCGGGGCAGCCGGAGGCGGCGGCCACGAGGGCAGCCCCGCAGCGUACCAGGCGCCGCAGUGGUCGACCCAGGGCGGCGGCGGCGGCGGCGGCGGUGGCGGCGGCGGUGGCGGCGGCGGUGGUGGAGGUAGGGCCAGCGGUGGCCGGGGCGGCGAGACGGCAGGCGCUGGCCCGGCGCGCUCCGUCAUGCACGGUAGCAGCGGCGCGGUCGCUGGUCGCGGCGGUGGCGGCGGCAACCACCAUGCCGGUGCGGCUGGGCACGGCGGCGGUCACCCAGGGCCGCACCACAUGCAGCAAGCGGGCCACCACGGGCACGGCCACAUGCCGCCGCACGGCCACGGCUACAACCACGCCACCAGCCUCGGCGGCGGCGGCGCCAGCGGCAACGGCGCGGCGGGCGGGGCACUCGGCCCCGCCGCCGACGGCGCCGACGGCAGCCCGGGUGUGGCCCAGCUGGCCGGCGGCGGCGCUGUGAUGCUGCUCGCUGGGGGCGGCGCCGUGGCGGGCGCGAGCGUGGGCAGUGCCGGUGGCGAGCAGGCUGACAACAAUUCGGCCCUGGCGCAGGACGCGGAUGCCGGCCAUCCCGCGGCGUCGGUGCACGCGACCGUGAUUGCUGAAGAGAGCGACGGGUCGGAGGGCGGCGAGGAGGACAGCGGGUCUAUGGAGGUGGCCGCAACGCGUGGCGGGGGUGGCGGCGCCAGUGGCGGCGGCGCCGCGGUCAUGGGCGGUGCCAGCGGCGGCAAUGCUGGCGGCGGUGCCGCCGCUGCCGGUGGAGCUGGUGGAGGUGGCGGCGGCGUGGGUGCGGUUGCCAGCAGUAAGGCCGCCGCCGUGGCAACGGGUGCGGUCGGCAUGGGCGAGAUAGUCAGCCAGCGCUUUGAUGGUACUAGGUCCCGCUCGCGCGAGGGCCAGGCCUCCAAGCAGCAGCUGCUGGCGCCGCAGCACCAGCUGCCGCCCGCCGGCGCGGGCGCGGGCCGGGCGGGCAGCCACCAUGCCGAGGCGCGCAGCCCGCAGCGGCACAACGCCGCCCCAGACCCGCGCGACUCCUCCAUGGGCAUGGCCGCCGGCCCCUCCCAUGACCGCACCGACAGCGGCAGCAACGGCGGCACUACCUCGGACACGGUGGACAUGGCCGAGGAUAGCCGCAUGGGCUCCGCCUCCGAGCACGCCGGCUCCGGAAUGGGCAUGGCGGGCGCCGACGCGCGCGACCUGAUGCUCACGGACGAGAACCUGCUGCCCAACGACGACCGCCAGGAACGCGGCGGCGACAACGGCGGCGCGGUGGGCAGCCACGGCGGCGUCGGCGGCCCCGCGCUGGGCCUCGGCAUCGGCAUGGGGCUCGGCAUGGGCAUGGGCAUGGGUAUGGGCAUGGAGGAAGAUGUGGGAGAGCACGGAGAUGACAAUGACAAUGCCGGCAGCGCCGAUGGCGGCGAGGACGCGGUGGAGGGCGGCGGCGACGGCGGGCUGGGCGGUGUGGGGCUGGGCAUGAUGGGGGAGGCCGCGGACGAGGCCAUGGGCGAGCGGCGUGCGGAGGUGGGCGAGAACGACAACGAGGCGGAGCUGGAGGAGGAGGGCGACAACGACGGAGGCGGCGGCGCGCGCAUGAGCGUAGGCCCGGCGGCGGCGCUGCUGGGCAUGCUGGGCGGCGGCGGCGGCGGCGCCAGUACCGGCCACAUGGGCCCCGCCAGCAGCGACGGCAAGCACGGCUCUCCAGUCGACAAGGCGGCUAGCCACCACCCACCGGGGGUGCCACACGGCGGUGACCACCACGACAUCCGAUCGCCGCACCGCGCUCACGGCAGUGGCGCGGGCGGGGGCCACCACGCGCACGGCGGUGCCGCCGGCCACCACGGCCACAGCCUGGGGCACCAUGGCGCCGCGCCCGCCGCCAGCGGCGCCGCCGGCGCGGUCGUUACCGGUGGUCUUGGAGCCGCCGGCGCACUGGCGCUGCGCGCAAGCAACACGGGCGCGGUGGCGGGCCCGGGCGGCGGAGGCGGAGGCGCGACGUCUGCGCGGCUGAGUGGCGGCCUUGCCGCCGGUGGCCUAGCGCUGGCGGACCGCGGCAGCCCUGCGCCCAACCAGGCCCAGCUCCAGGCGGCCAAUAGCACCGCCAUCAGCCCCUUGCUCGACAGGCUGAUGGACGAUGCUCUGGCCGCGGCGCAGGGCAUGCCGGCGGGAGACGCGGCGGCGGCGGCCGGCGAGGACGGCAGCGGCGGCGCGGCGCAUGCGGCGGCGGCGGCGGCUCUGCUGCUACACCGCCGGCGGCUGCAGGCUGCCAACAGCACGGCGGUCAGCCCAAUGCUGCACGGCGCGGGCAUGGGGGGCGGCGGACCUGGGGCUGCGGGCGGCACCGGCGCCGCCGCCUCCAUCAGCGGCGAGCUUGGGCCGGGACGUGAUCGGGCUGGCGGCGCCGGCCCUGCCUUCAGCGCUUCCAAUGCCGACCGGCACCUCUCGGGAGAGAACAGCCCGGGCCCGGGGCAUGCCGACGUCUCCCGCGGCGGCGCGGCGGACGCAGGCGUCAGUCCGGAGGUGGAGGGCGCAGCCGGCGGUGCGCUGGCUCUGGACGCAGCCGGCGGCGCGGCCGCGGCUUCGGGUGGCGGCGCUGCGGUGCUACUCAUGCAGCAGCUUGUCGGCGGGGGCACCGGCACGGGCACGGCUGAUGGAACGGCGGGCACGGGAGGCGGGGGCCGCAAGUCCAGCAGCCAGGAGGCGGCUGGCAGCGCGCGGCGGCGGCCCUCGCCCGCAGAGGAGCUGCGACAGAGCCAGCAGCCGCAGGGGGCGCUGGCGCUGGCGGCUAGCCAGCAGGCCAACGUGGAGGGCGGCGACCUGCCGUUGCCUAUGGACGUCGACGCGGACGUAGAAGCUGACGCGGACGGGGGCGGCGCCGCCGGCGGCUCGGGUCAGGCGCAGCUGGCGGCAGCCGCACAGGUGGCUGGCGGCGGCGCAGCCGGCGGCGGUGGCGGCGGCGGACGUGCUCGGGCCCAGCCGCAGAGCUCGCGCAGCGGCGGGCCGGCGGUGGCGUCUGCGCAGUUUGGGCCGCCGCGCAGCCACGGCGCGCACCGAGGCCACGGGCCGCCACUGCUGCUGCGGCAGCAGCCGAGCCAACAGGCGCAGGCGGGGGCCGCAGGCGACCAGCCCCUGGACGACUCUCCGCCGCCUGCAGACAGCACGUUGGCUGGGCUCCGGGAGUCGUUGCCGCCGGCGCUUCAGGGCCAGCAGCACCACCACGGCUACGGGCACGCGGCGCAGGCGCGGCUCUCGCAGUCGCAAUCGCAAUCGCAGUUGCAGUCGCUGCCGCCUCCACAGCCCGACCAGCCGCAGUGCGCAGCUCUUCUCGGCGCGGCCGACGGCGCUUACGGCGGCCAUCGCCGCCACAACUCCGGCGCUGCCGGCGCGGCGACGGACGCUGCUGCGGCGCAGCUUGCGGCUCACCUGCAUGAAAACAACUUCACCACGCUCGCGGCGCUUGGCGCCGCCGCGCGGCACCCCGCCAGCGUGCUCACCACAGCCUCGCAGCCGCCGCACAGCGCCCACCACCAGCAGCUAGUCGACCAGCCGCAGCAGCACCACCCGCAGCAUCCGCACCCGCACCCGCACCCGCUGCUGGGCAACCGCGACCCGGCGCCGGCUCGCGAGUCAGCCAGCCGCCACGCCGUGACAAUGGGCGCCGCCGUCGCCGGCAGCGCCGGGCGCGGCGCGCAGGCGGAGGUUGUGGACGGCGGCGCAGCCGGCGGCGGCGUGGUGGACGGCGCGGCCCGUCCUGCGGAGGCGCAUGCCACGCACGCGGCCGGCCUCGCGGGCACUGUGGCCGGAGGCGGCGGGCACCUGCGGCUGCGGGCGCCACAGGAGGAUGCGGUUCCGCAGGUGACGGAGAUCCACGGGUCCUUUGCGGGCAUGGCCGCAACCGCGGCGGAGGCGAUGGCGCUGGCGCAGCAGCACCACGCCGACCGGCUCGUCGCCGCCGCCGCCGCCGCGGCGGUGGCUGCCGCGCAGGCCGCGACGGCGGCCGCGGCCGCAGCAGGGGCUGGCAAUGGCGCGGGCCCGGCGGCGGCCGUGGUGGAGGGGCAGGGCGCGUGGCCGGGCGUGGAUGAGGCAAACAUGGCGGCGCGCAGCGCCUCACCUGGCGGGCCGAGCUUGUCCGCCGUGAUGCCGCAGUUCACCGAGGUGCACGGCGCCUUCAAUCGCGUGGGCGGCACCGCGGCCGAGGCUCAGGCCGGUCUGCUGCGGGCGGUGGCCGCCGCGGCGGCCGCAGCAGGCGCCGCGGGCGCGGCGGAGGGCGGCGCCGGGGCCGCGGGUGGGGCCGGGGGCGGCCGCGUGGAGACGCCGCAGGUGGCGCAGGUGCUGGGAGGCGGCGGCGGCGGCGCGGGCGAUGAGGGCGGUGCGGGUGCGGUGGACCAAGGCGCGCCCAUGAGCGCGCACGUGCCGCCGCCGGCGCCCGCGCUGUCCACGGGCAUGCCAGGCCACGGUGCGGGCCACGGCGCCGGCCAUGGCGACCACCACCCCGCGGACGGGGGCGGCGCGGCUGGGGGGCUGCGGACGGGUGCUGGCAGUACAGCCAACAACGGGCUGGUGCCUGCACACCGGCUGGGUGCAGGGGCAGGCGGCACCGGCGCCGCCGGCAAGGGCGCCGCCGCAAACGACGGCAACGCAAAGGCGCAGUCGGCCCUGCAUCCGGUCCCCAUCAUCGUCGACUCGCCCGCACACCCCGGCGCCAACGCUGGCGGCCGCGGUGGCGGUGGCGGCGCCGCGGGGCACACCGUCACGCUGCGCUCGAACCGCGUGCGCGCGGGCAUGGCGGGCGCCGCCCACGCAGCUGCCUCUGGUGCUGGAGGCGCCGCGGGCGGUGGCGGCGCCGGCACGUCGGCGGCUGUGCAUCAUCGCGGCCCUGGCGGCGCCCUGCGAUCCAUCGGCGGCCACGGCAGCACCGGCGGCGGCCCCAGGCGCGGCGGCGGCGCGCCCCACGCGGCACAGCACCAGCAGCACCAGCUGCAGGAGAGCUCGGUUGUGGGGGCGGUGUCGCAGAGCGGCGAGGCGAACCCGCCGCCGCCGCGCGGGCUGCAGGCGGCGGCGGCGGGUAGCACCGGCGGCAUGAUGGAGGCGGACGUAGACGCGGGGCUGCAUGCUGUCGACGACACCAUUGGCGACGACGCGCCGCAAACCAGCCGCCUCGGCGAGACCGCAGGCGACGGCGGGCGGGAGGCGGGCAACGGCGCGGUCAGCGCCUCGCGGCAGCCUGGCGGCGGCGGCGCCGCCGCAGCACCGACCCGCUCCGGCGCCGCCAGCGCUGGCGGCGGCGGCUCCCCUGGCGCCGCGGACGCGGUGGACGGGUGGCGGCAGCACAGUGGUGGCGGCAUGGCGGACGGCCACGGCCCGCCGGCGGGCACGGCCGCUGCGCAGCAGCAGCAGGCGGCCCAGCAGCUGCAGCUGGCGCAGGUCCAGCACCAGCAGCACCAGCCGCAGGCCCAGUUGCCGCUGCUGCCCGGCAUCCUGGCCGAAGGCCAGUUCCCGCCGCACGCGCUGGCGGACGGCGUGGUAGCUGUUGGGGCCGGGGGCGGCGAUCACGGCGCUGGCGCAGCCGGCGCCGGGGCCGGUGGGCCGGGUGGCGGCCUGGCGCCUCAUGGCGGGCAGCACCACAUGCACGCCGCCAGCGCUCCGCUGUCCACACAGGCCGACGCAUACGGCGGCUAUGACGACGAUGACGCCGACUCGGACGGCGAGCGGCGGCGUGCCGAGGGCCCGCCGCAGCCGCAGAUGACCAUCCUGGUCACCUCGCACGCUGCCAACUCACACCACACCGUCAGCGGCGGCGCGGCGGUUGUGUCCGAAGCCGACAACGUCGGCGCCUUUGCGGGCAUCGAGGGCGAGGCCGAGGCGGCUGGAGGCAUCGGCGGUGGCGGCGGCAUCAUGCACGGUGGCGGCGGCGGCGGCAGCCCUGCGGUCGCGGCGUGGGAGGAGGAGUUUGACGGGCCGCACGCCUCCGGCGGCCUGGCACAGCAGGGCAGCUGGCGGGGCGACGCGGGAGGCGAUGGCGACGGCUGUGCAGGCGGCGAGCCGUUGGAGGGCGGCGGCGCUAUCGACGUCGCCGCGGUGGCGGGGCCGGCCAAGUCUGCGGUCAUGUCUUCGGGCCGUGUGGAUGACCAGGCGGCCGUGAACCAGGCGCCGCCGGGUGGCGCGGCAGGCAACGGGCCGUCGUCGCGCCGCCACCAGCACCAUCGUGAGGCCCGCGACCACCACGCCGCUGGACAGCAGCUGCAGCAGCGCAGUGGCGGCCAGGCGGCGGUGGAGCAGGUUGGAGAGGCAAUGGAUGUGGACCGGGAGCACACGAGCGAGCGCGAGGGCGGGAGCGGGCGCGCGGGCGCGCCCGGCCCGUCGUGCAGGGCCGCAGCCGCCAAAGCUACAGGAGCGGUGUCCGGGGCGUCGGCGCGCACGGCGGGUGGUGGCAGGGGCCAAGGCGGCGCCAGCGGUGUAGCUGCGCAGGCGGCUGCGGGCGGCGCUGGGGCCAGCCGGCGGGGCGGCUCGGCGCGGACGCGUGGUGAGAAGCGCAAGCGGCUACAGGCGGAGAUGGACGCGAGUGGCAGCGCGGGAGGCGGAGCAGGGGGCGGGGUGGAGGGCGGUGGCGGCGCUGGGGCAGGCAGUGGCGAGCAGCGGCAGGCGUCGGUGGCCACGGUGGGUGGCUAUUGAGCUGCAGCUGGCACGACCCGGCGUAAGGCAGCAGCCAGCCUUUUCGUUUGUAUCACUCCGCGAAUUGCUGAAUUGAAUCUUGUGGGGAAGGGGCCCGGUGGUGCCCGCGCCCCCGCGCCAGCACGCCUGACGCGCCGGUCGUGCAUUGCACUGCAUUGCCAAACACUUGGGCUACGGUUGUACUAUCCUAUAUAUAUGACCUGCCAUCUCGGCAGUAAUUUUGUGAAGGUCGGUCUGGCAAUGGUCUUUCGCCCGGCAGUGAGAUACGGACACUUUCAUAGCGCCAAGCCUACACCAAGCCUACACCAAGCCAGUGCCGCUGCGUGUAUCAAACGUGGGUGAGACUGUGUAUGGUCCGGGGCGGGGGUCGCCGCGGUCAUUGCUGCGCGUGAACCCCAUGCAUACCCGCAGCUAAAGUACCCGUUGCAUCGCACACGGUAUCACCCACAAGGCUGGCGCAGCCCAAGGCAUUCGAGGGUGCUGAACGGCUUUGUGCAGGGUGGUAGGCUGAGGCGGGAUGGGGCAGUAAACAUUGCAGCAAUCAAAUUUCAAGUACGGCGAGGAUGGAUGGGCAGAGACUGGCAGUUGGCGGUGGGUGCGUGUGCCAGAGGGAUGGGAGGGGGGGUGGGUUGGGGUUGUGCAAGCUCAACUGAAGGGCCGCCGCACCUGGAUUGUGGGUGGCUUCGGUCCGGUGACGGGGUCGGGAAGGGCCACCGCACGCUGAUGCUAGGCAGCAACAGAAAGCCGCUAAGCUUGCUGUCCUCAAAGGGUACGGUGGCUCCUGGGGCACCGAUGAACAUCUGGUGCCUGCAGAUCGGCUGGACUGACGGCGCGGUGGUGCGGGUGGGGUGUCCUGCUUACGUACCGGGAAGCGGCGUGGCCUCUGACGUACCGGGAAGCGGCGUGGCCUCUGGCCUUGCCGGCCUUGCACACAAACAUAAGAUACAAUGCGAUGGACCUCGGCCGGUGCGCCCAUGGGCGUGUAGGGAGCCAGAGACGGUGGUGAGCGUGCGGCGUUGUGCGUGUGGAUGUGUGCUCGUGCUUUGAAGGAGUGGAGCGCUAUGACGGGAAUGCGCACAAGUGCGCGAGCGUAUCGACAAACCGUGUAUGCGAAGUGCCGUUUGCGCGUCAAGCUGCCGAGAAACGCUGGCAGCUAUAUCCUGAGAUGGGUGCCCAAUAAAACGCUGUCAUGGAAGUGUCCAAGUUACGGAUCUCCCCACGAGCACAUCUGCUGGCGCAACGGCACAAUGUACUGAUACCAGUCCCUUGCGAAUGUGAGGUGGGGCAUCGUUGUCGUGUGUAGGGUGGGGGACACGAGUCUUACAGCAGCAUUUACAGGAUGUCGACGGGCGCCACGUGCGGCUGUUGGUGUGAAGUUCUUGCUGAUGUGAUGCCAAUGCCUGAGUGCUCAGGCAAGAUAGGAUAGAACGGCAGAGUUGCGGGCGGGGCUGCUGGAGGUGAUGGAUGGUAAGUGCCAUUACUCCCUGCGGGAACACGCUUUUGGCGAACAAGCAACGAUGCGAUCUCCAACAUGGUUUGUGUUUGUGUGCGCGCGGAGUGCCGUGCGGCGCAGCCUGACCUGGUGCUGCGCGCACUCAAUAACUGGAGUGCAAGGCACACGCCGCAAAGAGGAUAGAUGGGCUGCUGUGUGGGGACAGUCAGUUUCGUUGGUUGUACUCGCGACACGCUGCAUUUGGAGAAUCCAAGGCUGGACAGGGGCGCCAUGGGGCCAUCGUUGCCUCCGAGCAUUCAAAGAAUUGAUUAGAUGGGUCAAUUGCGCUGGAGUGCAAUACCAAGUGCAAUAGGUGGUUAAGGCUGCACGGCAAGUACCUCAUGAGACCGCUGUUGGGAACCUACCUGCAUGUAUCGUAUGCAUUUGUGCGCACGACGCGCGAGCAUUGUCUAACGGCGGGGACACGACCAUGAUGAACUGAGAGGCGUCAAUGACACAUCC
Molecule: messenger RNA, 12931 nt
Organism: Chlamydomonas reinhardtii
Lineage: Eukaryota; Viridiplantae; Chlorophyta; Chlorophyceae; Chlamydomonadales; Chlamydomonadaceae
Exons: 9
Coding region: 340-10977 (3545 amino acids)
Source: RefSeq, a predicted model, not a curated record